CGGCGUAUUGCACUCCUUCCGUUCCGACUUCGCUCUCGGACAGCCAUGAAUUUCCUGUCCUCCUCGCGGUCGCUGUUCUCAGCAUGCAGACCAUCGACAUCACUCCUCAGCCUCAAUAGCCCGCACCUUGGCCUCAACUUUGCACGGUUUCGAUCACAACUCAUGCCGCGGAAGGUGGACUGGCUGAAGCGUCAUAAGGGCGUGAUCCCAGUGCCCAUCGGCGGGUCCAUGAAGGGCACCACUCUUGCGUUCGGGCAGUGGGGUAUUAGGAUAAAAGGGAACGGCGCUCGUAUCACGCAAAAGCAGUUACUGGCGGCCGAGGACGCCAUUAGGAAGAAGAUCAAGCCCAUUAAGGGUGCAAAGGUGUUUAUGAGGGUGUUCCCGGAUAUCCCAGUCUGCAUAAAGGGUAAUGAGACCCGUAUGGGUAAGGGUAAGGGAUCGUUCGAAUUUUGGGCAACUCGUGUCGCGCCAGGACGUGUUCUGUUCGAGAUUGGCGGUACUCCUGUCCGUGAGGAACUGGCUCGCGAAGCCAUGCGCCGCGCGAGCGACAAGCUGCCGACUAGCAUGGAGUUCAUUGACCGCAGAGCACCACCACGUCUCGGCAAUCUCGUGUUACAGCCUGAAGCGUCUCCACCGCUUGAGGCUGUUAUAUCUGCUUAGACUAUACUCUGCUGGAGCGUAACAUAGUACAGCGAGCAGCUACACGCUCAGUCCGAAGGUUAUCUGCAAAUGUUACGAUCCGCCGAAGACGUGCAUGUAUAGUGAACUUGGACACCUGGAGACGGCCGACACUCUAGGUCUAUACGGGUAAUAUAGGAUAGUAUUUACACGUAGAGCGAUGGAUGCCUACUCCCUUCCGGCACGCAGUCCUCUUCUCACUUCGAGGGAGCUUUGACUUACUUCGGUGACAUGCGUAGUCGCGUCCAAGAUGUCACACCGGUGUGCAAUAGUCGAAGAGAGUCGAGUGUAUCAACCUCAGAAAAGUCGCACAAGAUCAUGAAGCCUCUGCAAGAGGCUCCUGCUUGACCUUCUCGAGCUCCCGAAGCCAUCGCACAUCCCUGGCCACGCUUUCCUCCCUCGCUCUCCUCCUGCGCCUGUUCAGAUGGCCCCAGUCUUCGCCCACGCCGACCUCCUUCCCGAAGACUUCUACAGCAGCUUUGGGUUUUGGUAUAGGCUGUGGUGUCUUCGAACGCCAUACCCAUAUGUCCUUCGAGGUGUGGAGAUUUGCGGUCCUCCGCUGUGCCUUGGACAUGUGUUUGAGACGCUCCUCAAUCUCUUCUUGUGUGAGAGUCGAGACGGCAUGAACCUUUUCAAUCUCCUUUUUGGUGGCAAGUGCUGGAAGGAUGGAUUUCUUUAGGUAGCUCAUAGACCGGACGGGGUGUUCGACGUGUGGCGGAAGAGGACCGUUGUGCUCUAUGUGCUCUCCGGUAUAGCGUUCAUAUCUGACCGGGUUCUUGCCAGCGACCUUCGAGGGUUCUUGCAACGCGAGCUUGUAGACCUCAUGGGCCGUGAGCGGCUUCGGGUUCGAGUAGAUGACGUUCCGGACGAUGCGGAGAGCCUCUGCAGUCGCACUGUUGCUCCAUAUGUGCCGAUGCAGGUACAUGGUUUGGCCUGACUCGCCUCUGUGCGCGAAUGCAGGCGAUGUCGAGGAGGUUGAGAGAAAG
Molecule: messenger RNA, 1664 nt
Organism: Phanerochaete carnosa HHB-10118-sp
Lineage: Eukaryota; Fungi; Basidiomycota; Agaricomycetes; Polyporales; Phanerochaetaceae
Exons: 5
Coding region: 46-660 (204 amino acids)
Biological process (GO): mitochondrial translation
Cellular component (GO): ribosome; mitochondrial large ribosomal subunit
Molecular function (GO): rRNA binding; structural constituent of ribosome
Source: RefSeq, a predicted model, not a curated record